UGAUAAACUUAUUAAAUAGAUUCGUUUGCAAUGAGCGCUGCUAAUGAUGACGUAUCUGACCGAAAUGUCGAAACGUGGAAAAUCAAGAAGCUAAUAAAAAAUCUUGAGGCUGCACGAGGAAAUGGAACUAGCAUGAUCUCAUUAAUUCUUCCACCGAAAGACCAGGUGGCAAGAGCAAAUAAGAUGUUAGCUGAAGAAUACGGAACUGCUUCUAAUAUCAAAAGUCGUGUGAACAGGUUAUCGGUGCUAACUGCGAUUACGUCUGUCCAGCAGAGAUUGAAGUUAUACAACAAAGUACCUCCAAAUGGGCUUGUUGUGUAUUGUGGAACUAUUGUGACUGAUGAAGGAAAAGAAAAAAGAGUGAAUAUUGACUUCGAGCCUUUCAAACCUAUUAACACGUCUCUUUACUUGUGCGACAACAAGUUUCAUACCGAGGCCCUGACUGCUCUUUUGACUGAUGAUACCAAGUUUGGCUUCAUUGUCAUGGAUGGUAACGGUGCUUUGUUUGGAACUCUCUGUGGCAACACAAGAGAUGUGCUGCAUAAAUUUACGGUUGACCUGCCAAAGAAGCACGGACGUGGUGGUCAGUCUGCGCUUCGAUUUGCUCGUCUGAGAAUGGAGAAGAGACACAACUAUGUGCGUAAAGUGGCAGAAGUUGCUGUCCAAUGUUUCAUCACCAACGAUAAGCCAAAUGUGGCUGGAUUGGUUCUAGCAGGAUCAGCUGACUUCAAGACUGAACUGGGACAGUCUGAUAUGUUCGAUGGGAGGUUGCAAGCAAAGGUACUCAAAACUGUGGACGUUUCAUAUGGCGGUGAAAAUGGAUUCAACCAAGCCAUCGAGCUCUCAGCAGAGGUUCUCUCGAAUGUUAAAUUCAUCCAAGAAAAGAAGCUCAUUGGUCGCUAUUUUGACGAGAUUUCUCAGGACACUGGAAAGUACUGUUUCGGAGUGGAAGACACUCUGAAAGCACUGGACAUGGGCGCAGUGGAGACUCUGAUCGUGUGGGAGAAUUUGGCCAUUCAGAGACAUGUGUUGCGACAUGCUGCAGAAGAACGAGACGUGGUCUUACACCUCACUCCUACUCAGGAGAAGGACAGGACGAACUUCAUUGCGGCUGACGGGGUUGAGUUGGAGCGGGUAGAUGUGAUGCCUCUGCUGGAAUGGUUCGCCAACAACUACAAAACAUUUGGAACUACUUUGGAGAUUGUCACUGACAGGUCUCAAGAGGGAUCUCAGUUCGUGAGGGGCUUCGGAGGAAUAGGAGGAAUUCUUCGAUAUAAAGUGGAGUUCCAGAGCGAAGAAGACUUCUUGAUCGACGGAAACCUGUCUGAUGACUCAGAUGAGGGCUUCUAGCAAUUGUGUUCUGCCCCAAAGAGGCCACCAGCCCCCGACGUCCUCACCCUCCAAAACAAGGGGACACUAGAGGGCGCUAUAAAGGGGGAGGGAGACAGGCAGUGGCAUCUAUCAUUUGGGGCGGAACCACACAACACCACACACGGACCAAGAGACGACGAGAGAAGAAUAUGCAGAACACAAUUUUCAAUCGAUCAGUUCAACAGAUCGAAACAGACCGACAGCUCAACAGCUGUCUGGCAACAUCAAUCAGUUAUGAGCAGCUGUAAGCAUAAGGAAAACAGUAGGUCUAAACAGGCGAGUUGCAAAUCAGUUGCAACCAUUCUCGUAUCGUGUCUAUAUUUAGUCCAAGUCAAUCAGACGUUCUGGUAGUCAUGCUUCGUCAACAAUUGAGAGAUGAACUUACUGUUCGCUUCCUCCAAGGCCGCAAUUUUAAAUUAUUUCAUUUUAGACUCAACUCAAAACUAGACUUAACUUUGAACUUAAUUGAUCUCUUUAACUUAUGCCUAAGGUUAAUUAUGCAAAUUUGAACUAUUUUGAAUCAAACUAUGUACUGACCGAAACUUUUAAUUCAAACUUCUACUUA
Messenger RNA from Symsagittifera roscoffensis, 1936 nucleotides. Its product is annotated as eukaryotic peptide chain release factor subunit 1-like. The transcript is spliced from 12 exons. The coding region runs from base 31 to 1350 and encodes 439 amino acids. Gene Ontology annotation, biological process: cytoplasmic translational termination. Gene Ontology annotation, cellular component: translation release factor complex; cytosol. Gene Ontology annotation, molecular function: translation release factor activity, codon specific; sequence-specific mRNA binding. NCBI's taxonomy places the organism in Eukaryota, Metazoa, Xenacoelomorpha, Acoela, Convolutidae. The record is from RefSeq and is a predicted model, not a curated record.